Silurus meridionalis is the source of this 2959-nucleotide messenger RNA. RefSeq names its product ADAM metallopeptidase domain 8b (gene adam8b). Gene Ontology annotation, molecular function: metalloendopeptidase activity; cell adhesion molecule binding. Gene Ontology annotation, biological process: proteolysis; regulation of cell-cell adhesion; inflammatory response. The transcript is spliced from 23 exons. NCBI's taxonomy places the organism in Eukaryota, Metazoa, Chordata, Actinopteri, Siluriformes, Siluridae. The coding region runs from base 80 to 2566 and encodes 828 amino acids. The record is from RefSeq and is a predicted model, not a curated record.
UGCACCAAACGCGUGUUUAGAGUCUUUCAUAUUCUCGUUUCAAACAAUAAACUAUGCUCCUUUAUGAACCUGAAAAGUCAUGCGUUAUAUCGCUGUCAUCUUUUGCUUUCUGUAUGACUGGGGAAGCUUUACUGAGAUCCCCUCAAUGAGUCAUGUUAAACGGUAUGAUGUGGUGAGACUGCAGCGACUUCAUGAGAACAGUGUCAAUGAACAGGUCACUAAAUUACUCAAGGCUUUCGGUGGAAUUGGGGUUCGGAGAUUUUUGAAUUUGGAAUCGAACAAACAUGAAAAGUAUCCUGAGAAACUUCUGUAUGAGCUGUUCUUUAAUGGAAAUAACCAUACAGUUCACUUGCAAAAGAAUAGACUUCUCAUUGGACAUAACUACACCGAAAUACAUUAUGAAGCAGAUGGUUCAACUCGGAUGACAUCUCCAAAGCUUGAGGACCACUGUUAUUAUCAUGGACAUAUAGACGGAAUGGAGGAUUCGUCAGUAAGUGUUGGAAUCUGCUCUGGCAUGAGAGGUUUUGUGAGGGCUGAAAAGCACAUGAUGUACCUGAUCGAGCCUCUGAGUGACAGCAUUGACGGAGACCACGCCUUCUACAAGCAGGAAUACCUGCGGAGGAAGAGGAGUGCUAAUGGAGACUCUGGUGUAGCUAUUUAUGACCCGGAGCGCACAGUGGCAGCCCUCUUCAAACGCAGCAGCUGGAAGGGCAGAACGGCAUUUCAGACCCAGAGAUACGUCGAGCUGUUUCUAGUGGUUGACAAUACCGAAUACAGAAGAUUUAGGUCAAAUGAUGAGAGAGUACGGGCAAGGAUGUUGGAAGCUAUAAAUCAUGUUGAUAAGUUCUAUCGUCCGCACAAUAUCCGUGUGCUGCUGGUGGGUCUGGAGGUGUGGAAUGUGGAGGAUCAGAUCGUGGUUAGUGCGAGUGAUAAUAUCACUCUCACCAGAUUUAUAGAAUGGCGCGAGAAGGACCUGCUCAGCAGAGUCAAGCACGAUAACGCACAAUUAGUAACUGGAGCAGAUUUUUUGGGGAGCACAGUGGGGUUGGCGAACAAAUUUGCAAUGUGCACUAAAGCCUCUGGAGGUGUUAAUCAGGAUCAUAGCACGAGUCCAUUGGGCUUGGCUGCAACCAUUGCACAUGAGAUGGGACACAACAUGGGUAUGUCCCAUGAUGUACAGGGCUGCACUUGUGGCCUUUCUGACUGCAUCAUGACUGAAGUUGUAAACUCAGCUGCCGCAGUGUUCCCGGAGCUGUUCAGCGAUUGCAGUCUGGAAGAUCUCCGAAUAUUUUUGGAGAAUGCUAACCCUGGGUGCCUACUGGACCGCCCCAGCUCAGACAGGCUUUAUGGUGGACCCGUCUGCGGUAACGCUCUCCUCGACCCUGGGGAGGACUGUGAUUGCGGGACAGUAGACGAGUGUAACAGCCCAUGCUGCAAUGCCAAAACCUGCAAGUUCACAAACGGAUCUCGGUGUGCGCAUGGAGAGUGCUGUGAAAACUGCCAGAUAAAACAAGCUGGCAGUCUUUGUCGUGCCGUAGUGAAUGAGUGCGAUCUGGAAGAAUACUGCACAGGAAUGUCAGAAAAGUGUCCGGAGGACAGCUUUAAAAUGAAUGGGAUACUUUGCAGUUAUGGAGACAGUUACUGCUAUAAUGGUCAAUGUCCGACUCAUCUCCAACACUGCAAGAGACUGUGGGGAAAAGAUGCCAAAGUGGGUUCGAGUGUGUGCUUUUUCAGGAAUACAUUCGGGAAAAAUGAUUCCCAUUGUGGAAGGAGCAAAUAUGGCUACAGGAGGUGUGCAAAACAAGACAUCUACUGUGGAAGUAUAUUUUGCACUGGGGGUAACAAGUUUCCCAUUACCGGUCUAAAAGCUCAGUUGUUGACGAAUACUGGAGAAAUAUGCAACAUUGUCGGGGAGCGAUCGGAGGAAGAGAACCUAAGCAUGGUACCUACGGGAACAAAGUGUGGCCCGAACAAAGUCUGCUUCGACAACAUGUGCCAGGAUGUGAAAGUGUACGACGUGAGCGUAGACUGCUCAGGGAAAUGUCACGGACAUGGGGUUUGUGAUCAUCAAAAACGAUGUCAGUGUGAACCUGGAUGGGCUCCGCCAUACUGCGAUGUGAAAUACGCAGAUGUGCCUGCUGCAAAAAACACGACAAUCCUCAUCGUCUCAGUUGCAGCUGGAGUUCUGUUGGUUUUGGCAGCAGGAUUUGGGAGUUGGAUUUACUGUAAAAAGAGAAAGGAUACUGGCUCGAGGCGAAAACGAAAAGCUGACCCAGAGUUCGUAAAAAAUCGCCCCAACAUCGGCGAGCCUACAUUAAUAAGUUCGACCGCCACCAAGCCUAACUUCUCACACACAUGCACCCCGACAAGGACGGCCCCCCAGCCCCCGCUUAAGAACAUGGCCCAACAGCCACCUUAUACAGCUCCAUCCAUUUCUUUACCCAUUGAGAUGAAGCCACUACCUCCCUCUAAGCCUCCACGUCCUGCUGGCGCCAAACAGGUGAACAGACCUCCUUGUCCUCCUUUGGCUCUAGAAAACAGCAAGAGACUGAAAGAGAGGAAGUGAAAAUUACCCAGAGGCCUCUGACUUCUCGAAGGAAAUGACUAUGAAUCAUAAAGAAUCAUCAUGCAGAUUGAUAAUGGAUUUUUUUGUCUGCUUUUUUCAGGUAUAUUUUGUGACUAAUAACACCGCAGUGGUGACACAUCAGUGUGCAGUCAUGUCCUUUUUUGUGCUUGUUCUCUAAUGCAGAGAGGAACAUUAAGUUGAAUUAUGCUGGACGUAGGUUUUACUUAACUGAACUUGAAAAUGUAUGUAUAUUACAAAUAUGCUUUUUAAUGUAUAAUACUAUUACAUCCAUCAUUUAUUUAAUGCAAAUCCUGCCUUUAAAGACCCAAACAAAAUUUUAAGUAUAAUAAAUGUGUGUGUGUGUGUGUGUGUGUGUUUAUAUAUAUAUAUAUA